GAGGAGAAAAGAAGGGCAGUGAGAAAGGCAGGGGAGAAGCAAAAACCUUACCAACUCAUUUGUUUUUCUGAGAAUAGGCCCUAAACUCUGAUACCCAUGGAUGCUGCAGAAUUCCGCAAGAGAGGGAAGGAGAUGGUGGACUAUGUUGCAGAUUACCUGGAGAAGAUAGAGAAACGACAGGUAUUCCCAGAUGUGGAACCAGGAUACCUACGGCCCCUCAUCGCAGACUGUGCACCCCAGGAUCCUGAGAGCUUUGACGAUGUCUUUAAAGACAUUGAGAAGAUCAUUAUGCCAGGGGUGACUCACUGGCACAGUCCGUACUUUUUUGCCUACUUCCCUUCAGCCUCUUCCUUCCCAGCUCUUCUUGCAGAUAUGUUGUGUGGUGGAAUAGGAUGUGUGGGCUUCUCUUGGGCUGCAAGUCCAGCUUGCACAGAGCUGGAGACUGUCAUGCUGGAUUGGCUAGGGAAGAUGGUUAAUUUGCCUGAGGAGUUUUUAGCUGGGAAGGAUGGCCAAGGUGGAGGAGUCAUUCAGGGAAGUGCAAGUGAGGCCACCCUGAUUGCACUGCUUGCUGCAAGGACAAAGACUAUCAGACAGGUGCAGUCAGAGAAGCCUGAGCUGACAGAAACAGAGAUCAUGGGCAGGCUAGUGGCUUAUGCUUCUGAUCAGGCUCAUUCAUCUGUGGAAAGAGCUGCACUAAUUGGUGCUGUGAAGAUUAAAAAUGUUCCUUCAGAUGACACAUUCAGCGUUUGUGGUUCAGCCCUGAAGAAAGUACUGGAUGAAGACAAAGCUGCUGGUCUUAUACCAUUCUUUUUCUGUGCAACACUUGGAACCACCCCUUGCUGCUCCUUUGACAAACUGUUAGAACUGGGUCCUAUUUGUAAUAAGGAAAAUAUCUGGAUGCAUAUUGAUGCAGCCUAUGCAGGAAGUGCUUUCAUCUGCCCUGAAUUCAGGCAUCUUUUAAAUGGAGUGGAGUUUGCAGAUUCAUUUAACUUUAAUCCUCACAAAUGGCUCCUAGUGAAUUUUGACUGCUCUGCAAUGUGGGUGAAAAAAAGAUCAGAUUUAAUAGGUGCCUUUAAAUUAGAACCUCUUUACCUGCAGCAUCACCAUCAGGAGUCUGGUCUUGUAACAGAUUAUCGGCACUGGCAAAUCCCCCUGGGCAGGAGGUUCCGCUCCCUGAAGCUCUGGUUCGUGCUGAGGAUGUACGGGGUCAAGGGGCUGCAGGAGCACAUCCGCAAGCACAUUAGACUGUCGCAUCAAUUUGAGCACUUAGUCCUUCAGGAUGAGAGGUUUGAGAUCUGUGCUGAGGUUGUUUUGGGACUGGUCUGCUUCCGGCUGAAGGGCUCAAAUGAACUAAAUGAGGCACUUCUAAAAAGUAUAAAUGAUGCCAAGAAGAUCCAUCUGGUCCCGUGCCACCUGCGAGAGAAGUUUGUGCUACGUUUUGCUAUUUGUUCCCGCACAGUGGAAUCCACCCACAUCAAGUUUGCCUGGCAGCACAUCUCACAGCUGGCAACUGAUCUUCUGAAAACAUGGGAACAAAAUCAUCACCAGCAGUAGCAGCAGUGAAGUAUAAGUGGAGAUGAGGUAAUUAACUGGCUUUCUCUGUGUUGCCAAGUUUUAUUUUAGGUGCAGGUGGGAAAGUCAAACUAUGAAGGAAAAAAGUACAAAACCUGUUGUUAUAUAGCCCAGCUGCAGUAGCAAAAUCCUUGCCAAGUUGAGUUGUAACCAUAGUCAUUCCUUCUCUGUACUGUAGUUUCAUCUUGCCUGUUUCCAGGAUGCACAUAGCCAAGGAGAAUUGAGCUGUCAUUUCUUACCAGUUUGUAGUCAAGAGCAUUUGUUCAACCAAGCAAUGGAAAUGGAAGGGUUGGUGCUCCCUCCACUGUCCCCAUUCACCUCUAGCACACCCCCUCCUUUCUUCACAGAUGAAAUUAAGAGGUCUUAUAACCAGUUAAUUUAACAUUACUAUGACUGCAGGAAGAACCCAAGUUGGGGAAGUUUAGUUCAGGUUCUAAAUAUGUUAGUAUCUGAAUAGGCAUGCACAAAUGUUGCCAAGAUUUGGGGCACUAUCAUGUCACGAUACACUUGCUGCAGGAAUUUUGUAAAUGAACAAAGGACAAAGGACUUCAAGACUUCCUUCAUUGCAUAGCCAGACUUAGGGGAAUGAGCACUAAUCAAUUACUAAUUAUCCUUCUCACAGGUUCUCUACUUUCCCUAAAUUGUUUGCUUUUAAAACAGCCAUUUUGUCAAAUUCCCGCAAAUAAGUUAUGCUGGCUAUUGGUUUCCAUACUGAUCAUUCAUAAUGAGGUCCCUGAAAAGCUCCUCCUAAAGAAUUUUGUCAACAGCUAUGUGCUACCUGGUAUUCUAUAUUUUUAAUCAAGUUAUUAUCAGCAGUGAUUACUUGAAAAUAGUCAGUAAGAUAUGUUCUGCACAACUGAGUUGUGAUUUUUUUAUAGCUACCAUUUUGAUUACUUCAUGGUGUAAUAAAUCUUUGACAAAAUGUGCUAAGAAAUGUGAUGUCAAAAAUAUUAUUACUCUUGGUUUCUCAAAUUAGCUAGGAAACGAGUAAGCAAGUGACAAUAAAAAUAAAAAGUAAGAGAACGAAUCCCCCAUAU
Messenger RNA from Pyrgilauda ruficollis (rufous-necked snowfinch), 2609 nucleotides. It is a transcript of the gene DDC, whose product is annotated as dopa decarboxylase. The transcript has 14 exons. Gene Ontology annotation, molecular function: aromatic-L-amino-acid decarboxylase activity; pyridoxal phosphate binding. The coding region runs from base 97 to 1554 and encodes 485 amino acids. Gene Ontology annotation, biological process: serotonin biosynthetic process; amino acid metabolic process; catecholamine metabolic process. NCBI's taxonomy places the organism in Eukaryota, Metazoa, Chordata, Aves, Passeriformes, Passeridae. The record is from RefSeq and is a predicted model, not a curated record.